AAUACCUGCUUUACUGUCCACACCAACUGGUCGCUCACCGUCAUCCCUGCUGGCGACUAUAGCAGGCCAGUACGCGGCAAAAGGUCUCUCUGAUGGCCAAUGUCGAGGUCGAUCGAGCAGCUUCCGUGGCCCUGCCUUCAUCGCCAUCCCAAGAAAGCCCGCCACCACAUAAUCCGGUCGAGGCGCUCGACUCACCGAAGGACACGCGGGACUCGGAACCUGUGUCCCUGGAAGACUCAACGCAUGCCUUAACAGCAAAGGCUCAUGUUCCAGUUGAAGAGCCAUUAGAGGAAAGUGGGGAUGCGGUUGGAAGUGGGCAUAUUACUGACCGCGAGCAGCGGUCUACCGUAGGCGAUGAGGGUUCUACAGUCGAGCGUAGGAGAUGGCUUCAGAACUUGGACUCCCGUGACGACACAACAAUAGCAGACUCGAAGGAGAAUACCUCAGUGUCCCAUUUCGAGGAACCUGUGACGGACAACGCGAGUACACUCGUUUCGUCUGAUCCCCAUGUGCAUGAAGAGCGUGUCGUGCCCCUCGCCCCACCAGAGUCAUUACCCCCUACAUCUCCACCGGUUUCUGUCCACCCUGAUGGCCAUAGCAAGACCGAAUCUGUCGCCACCGCUGCAUCUGGCGAGACAUCCUCCAACUCAAAAGCACAUCAACGGUCCCUGACGAUUUCCAAAGGUCACACGGUCUCCGUGGUGCUGAUAACUUCGGCUUUGGAGACUAUUGCUGCUUCAAAGGAGGCGAAGCGGUCUGCACCGCUUAGAGAUAGCGUCAAACGGGCUUUAGAAAUGGUCCGUGCAGGAGAAGGAGGCGACCGGCCUCGCGAAAUAUUCGAACCUCUACGCCUAGCUUGCGAGACGCGGAAUGAAAAGCUCAUGGUUACUAGUCUGGACUGUAUCUCGAAACUCAUCUCGUAUUCCUUCUUCGUGGAGGAAACUCCCUCAGCUCAAGGCUUACCAUCCCCUCCCCCAUCUCCAGGUUUAGGGCCUCGUAACUCUAUGUCGGGUGCAUCUCAAUCAAAUCUACCUCCAAUGUCUCUGGUUGACCUUGUGGUCCAUACGAUAACAUCGUGUCAUACCGAAACGACUCCCGAAACGGUCUCUUUGCAAAUAGUCAAGGCUUUGCUGGCUUUAGUCCUUUCUCCCACUGUCCUUGUCCACCAGUCUUCACUUCUGAAGACAGUGCGCACAGUAUACAACGUCUUCUUAUUGAGCACGGAUCCCGUGAAUCAAAUGGUUGCUCAAGGUGGACUGACACAGAUGGUUCAUCAUGUAUUCUCUCGCUGUAAAAUCAACGGACCGCGUCCCGUGUAUGGUGCAAGUGCUUCCCGCCGGGCGUCAAGAGAUAAUGAUAGCGAGAUGUAUCCAAGCAGACCCUUAUCUGCUGCGUCCACUCCGCAGACACCACCUGUUCCGACUUCGACAUUGGCACCAGAAUUCGGCUUCGCGCGAGAUGUCAAUGAUGACCGUCAAGCAACAACCUCCGAGCGAGAGAAGCACCCUGACACAGGCAGUCCUAUAUCGCCCCCUGCUUCGGUAGGGGACCAUGCCAACGGCACGGAGGGGUCAUCAAGUGCGGGGUUGGCGAAUGGUAGUGCGCCGCUGCGACCCGAUGCUAAUCCAAGCUUGGACGCUCUCCACGCUGAAAUAGCAUCUCAGGAAGCGAAUCGGGAUAAUCACGGCAGGGAGUUAACUCUCAAUGACCUGUUCAUCAAAGACGCCUUUUUGGUUUUCAGGGCGCUUUGUAAAUUGACCAUGAAGCCGCUCAAUACUGAGAGUGAACGGGAUCUCAAAUCACAUGCAAUGCGCUCGAAGCUGCUCUCGUUGCAUUUGGUACUGACCGUAUUGAACUCACACAUGGCUCUGUUUGUUGCUCCCACGUCUAUCAUCUACUCUAGCUCCUCUCAUGAAGCAACGCCGUUCGUGCAAGCGGUCAAUCAGUACCUGUGUUUGAGUCUUAGUAGGAAUGCUGUCAGCUCGGUCCCACAGGUGUUCGAAUUGAGCGUCGAGAUAUUCUGGAGAGUGAUCUCUGGCAUGCGCACGAAACUCAAGAAAGAGAUCGAGGUGCUCUUGCAUGAGAUUUUCAUCCCAAUCCUGGAGAUGAAGACGUCCACCUUGAAGCAAAAGGCGGCAAUUCUCGGAAUGUUGCAGCGCCUUGCACAGGAUCCUCAGGCUCUGGUGGAAAUUUACCUGAACUACGACUGUGACAGUCAGGCAGCGGACAAUAUUUACGAGCACCUCAUGAAUAUCAUAUCCAAGAUCGGGACCAUUCCGUCUGCAGUUCAGCCUAAGGCUUCCGAUCCUAGCAGUCCUGCAUUGACGCCGACGAACAAAGGCCACAGCCACAGUACAGCAUUACCGCCGUCUCUGAGCACUACGGCUCUCUCUGUUCCGGGAUCCAUGGAUAUUUCGACCUUGGGUUUAUCGGAUUUCCAACUCAGGAAGCAAGGACUUGAAUGUCUAGUUACCGUACUGAGGUCGCUCGUCGCUUGGGGGACUACCGCACGGGAGACUGUAGUCGACGCUGCUGCUGAUGCACGUGCCCAGACUCGUGCAAAUCAGGAAACUGUGAAUGACACCGGCAUAUCAAAUCCAUCCGUCGACAGGCUAUCGAUUGGUGCCGAGGGACCGAGGCAAUCCACACCAGAUAUUGGCGAUGAUCCCAGUAAGUUUGAAAGUGCGAGGCAAAAGAAGACGACCCUACUAGAAGGCAUCAAAAAGUUCAACUCGAAGCCCAAGAGCGGCAUCGAAUUCUUCAUUGAGAAUGGUUUCAUCCCAAGCAGGAGCCCCCAAGACAUCGCGCGCUUCCUUCUGCAUACUGACGGCCUUAACAAAACGAUGAUCGGGGAGUAUCUCGGCGAAGGCAACGAGGAGAACAUCGCCAUAAUGCACGCAUUUGUCGAUAUGCUUGAAUUUAGAAAUCUGGGGUUUGUUGAUGCUUUACGCACCUUCUUGCAAACGUUCAGGCUCCCCGGAGAGGCACAGAAGGUUGAACGCUUCAUGGAGAAAUUCGCGGAGCGGUACUUUACCACCAACAGCCAGACUCCCUUUGCCAGCGCUGGCGCAGCGUUCGUGCUGGCGUUCUCAACUAUCAUGCUGAACACAGAUGCACACAGCCCGCAAGUGAAAUCGCGAAUGUCCAAGGCCGACUUCCUCAAGAAUAACAGGGGUAUCAACGACGGGGCAGAUUUACCGGAAGAGUAUCUGUCUGCACUAUACGACGACAUCGUAGCGAAUGAGAUCCGCAUGAAAGACGAGAUUGAGGCUGUUGUCUCAACGCCUGGAACAGGCUUAGCCAAUGUGCUGGCCAACGUCGGCAGAGAUCUGCAAAGGGAAGCGUACCUAAUGCAAUCCAGCGGCAUGGCAAAUAAGACUGAGGCCCUGUUCCGCACCAUGAUUAAGUCCCAGCGUAAGGGAUCGAAGGCGGGUGACCAGUUCUUCAGCGCGUCUCAUGCUGUACAUGUUCGCCCCAUGUUUGAAGCUGCAUGGAUGCCUUUCCUUGCCGGUCUCUCGGGUCCUCUGCAGGAUACAGACGACCCGGAGGUGAUCGAGCUGUGCUUGGAUGGCUUCAAGAGUGCCAUACACAUAGCCUGCUUCUUCGAUCUGGAGCUGGAGCGUAAUGCAUUUGUGACCACGCUGGCCAAGUUUACAUUUUUGAACAAUCUCGGUGAGAUGAAGUCGAAAAAUAUGGAGGCUAUCAAAACUCUGCUUGAUGUGGCUGUCAGCGAGGGCAAUUACCUCAAGUCCUCGUGGCACGAGGUCCUAACGUGUGUCAGCCAGCUGGAACGUAUGCAGCUGAUCAGUAGUGGGGUCGAUAUGCCAGACAGCGGACGCAAAGGGCGACCACGAAUGCUGCCAACCGAAGAAUUGGCGAAUGAAAGUCGGUCUACCCAUAUAACGGUGGCAGCAGACAUGAUUUUUUCCCUCAGUCAUUAUCUCAACGGAACUGCUAUUGUCGACUUCGUGCAGGCCCUUUGUGAUGUAUCGUGGGAUGAGAUACAGUCGUCUGGUUUGUCGCCGCGGCCACGUCUCUUUAGCCUUCAGAAACUGGUCGAGAUCUCGUAUUACAACAUGAACCGGAUGAGGUUGGAAUGGCUGAGUUUGUGGGAUAUCCUUGGCCAGCAUUUCAACCAGGUAUGUUGUCACAGCAACCCAAACGUCGGUUUCUUCGCAUUGGAUUCGCUCCGUCAACUCGCCAUGCGCUUCCUGGAGAAAGAAGAACUCCCUCACUUCACUUUCCAGAAGGACUUCCUAAAGCCCUUCGAAUACACGAUGGUUCACAACGCAAAUCCUGAUGUCCGAGAUAUGGUCCUGCAAUGCCUCUCACAAAUGAUACAAGCACGAGUCCAUAAUUUGCGUUCCGGUUGGAGGACCCUUUUCGGCGUAUUGUCCGCUGCAUCGAAAGUCCUAACAGAGAGGAUCGUCAGCUCUGCUUUCGAAAUCGUAACGCGCGUCAAUCGAGACCAUUUCUCUGCCAUUGCCCGUCACGGAGCAUUCGCUGACCUGACCGUUUGCAUCACCGAUUUCUGCAAAGUGAGCAAAUACCAGAAAAUAAGUCUCCUGGCUAUCGGGAUGCUUCGGGGAGUUAUUCCGGUUAUGUUGGAGUGCCCAGAGUGUUCCUCGGACCCUCAAAACCCCGCGGACGAUCCUAUGAUCAGGUUCUGGUUCCCAGUCCUUUUCGGCUUCUAUGAUAUUAUCAUGAAUGCUGAGGAUCUUGAAGUACGCCGACUUGCGCUCGACUCUUUGUUCACCACUUUGAAGACCUAUGGUCCCGACUACCCUAUCGACUUUUGGGAUACCGUUUGCCAAGAACUGCUCUUCCCGAUUUUCGCAGUUCUGAAAUCCAGUCAAGACCUAUCUCGUUUCAACUCGCAGGAGGACAUGAGCGUCUGGCUCCAGAGCACUAUGAUUCAAGCCCUCCGUGAUCUCAUUGACUUGUAUACAUACUUGUUUGAUAUUCUGGAGCGUUUCAUGGAUGGACUACUGGAGUUGCUAUGCGUUUGCAUAUGCCAAGAGAACGACACUUUGGCCCGAAUCGGGACUUCUUGUCUACAGCAAUUACUGGAACACAAUGUGAAGAAGAUGAGUCCUGCGAGGUGGGAUCGUAUCACGGCGACGUUCGUAAAACUGUUCCGGACGACUACUCCUCAUCAGCUCUUUGACGAGAGCCUCCGGGUGGAUAUCGAGGGCAGUCCGUCCGAUUUCGCGGAUACCAAUGGGGGCCAGACUAUGCUGCCGGCGCCGUUGUCGCCUAGUGCCACUAUGGAUCAGAUCAAACCAGACGCACAACUCUCACUAAGCGAGCGCCGCAGGAUCUUCAAGCAGAUCAUUGUCAAAUGUGUCCUUCAACUGCUACUGAUCGAGACACUAAACGAUCUUCUACGAAAUGAUCUGGUUUAUUCCACCAUACCUCCGGAGCACCUCCUGCGAAUGAUGGGCGUGCUCGAUCACAGCUAUCAGUUUGCCCGGUCUUUCAAUGAGGAUAAGGACCUGCGCAUGGCUCUUUGGAAAGUUGGUUUCAUGAAACAUCUACCGAACUUGUUAAAGCAAGAGUCAAGCAGCGCUUCAACCCUCGUGCACGUCCUCUUGCGCAUGUACUAUGAUCCCAGACCUGAGCACCAGGCCGCCCGACCUCAGAUCGCAGAGCGCUUACUACCACUUGAGCUCGGGGUGCUACAAGACUAUAACCGUCUGCGCUUGGACACCCAGGCUAAGAACAUUGCUGCCUGGACCCCGGUGGUCGCAGAAAUACUACAAGGCUUUUGUCGGUUUGACGAUAAAGCUUUCUUGAGAUACAUGCCCGCCGUGUAUCCAUUGGCGACGGAACUUCUGAGUCGAGGACUUCCGGACGAGAUUCGGGAGGGUCUCAAAGACUACUACAUGCGCGUUGGUUAUGCGCAGAGGAUCAUCGAACGGACAUAACCUCUCAUUCUAUGUAUGAGCAUCGGACUAUGUUGUGAUCAUGUAUUAUAAUCGUAAUUCCAGGGAUAAUAGUGCUUCUCGAUAGAUACAAGAAAGAGCCGCGAUUAAAAGGGCGUAACGUGAAUGGUCCACGGUCAACGCUGGUAUCCGGUAUACCCUUGGAAGCCGUUUGUCUGGAAGCCCCAACCUGUAGGUUGCAUAGUCAAUGGGGGUGCGGGACGCAGAGCGUCAUAUUUAUCUGCUGGCUGCGGAUUCCCGGCAUCGUUGCCAGAAGCAAACGUGCCUGACUUCAUCUGCGCGAAAAUAUUGGCGGGGGACGUAUCUUUAACAGCCAGCCCGCCAUUCGGCGCCGGUGGCGGGGACGCAGCUUGCCCAAACCCACUGAACCCAUUGGGAGCUGACUGCGGCAUGCCAAAGCCGCUCUUGUUCUGGAAUGUGGGGGCCUGGCCGAAGGACCCUGAGAAUCCGGUAGGCUGCGAGAACAAAGGGCCUUGAGUAAGGAAGCCCGUCGGCUGAGACAUCAUAGGUGCCUGGUUAGGGAAGCCUGUCGGUUGCGACAAUACUGGAGAUGGACCGGGGAAGCCAGUUGGCUGAGUAUUAAGGAAAGAUGGUUGUUGUGGUUGAGGUUGGAAGGGGCUCGUGGCGCUUGCUGGCCGAGUUGGGACGAAGCCAGUAGCUCCUGUCUGCGUAGGAAUGAGCGGCUGCAAUAAUGCUUGAUUGGCGGGAACAGGUGCAAAAGGCCCACGGGGACCAUUCUGCUGCUGGGGUGGAGGAAGGAUUCCGGUCUGCUGACUCUGAAGGUGCUGGCCCAUAGGUGCAGGCGAGGACCGCAUACCUAGUCCAGACUGAUAACUGGCAGACGGAGUGAUGCCUGGCGCUGGUGAACCGAGCAUCGAAUUGUUUCCAACUGGAGUGGAUGCGUAAGACGAUGGAGGGCUCUUGGUGCGGAGUUCUGCCAGUCGAGACAGUUGUUCAAAUAUGUCGCUCUCCGUCGUCUUCGCGAGAUUGCUUCCACUACCUCCGGUAUUCUGGGACUGGGCGUUAUUGGUGACUGGAGCAGACGGCGCACGAACGGGUACUGGAUCACUUGCUGGUGGCGCUGGCGGGGCCGGGGGUGCAGGAGGUGAAGCAGGAGUAGCGGUCGCGACCGGCUUAGUAGAACUGGGGCGGUUAGUCCACGCAUCAUCAUCAAAUCCUGACACUACUGGGGCUGCAGAGCUGGACCGCGCUGGAGGCUGCAAAGGAGUCGACGACGACGACCCAGGGGUGCCCGUCCUCUGGAUCUGAUCAGAUGCUGAAGAUAUGGCAUUAAGAUCCACAGACGAUGGAGGCAGGCUCUUGCUGGGCUGCGGGCGCCCGCGGCGGACGUUCUUAAGCGCACCAUUAGGUCCAGAGGCAAACAAGUUGGGAGCAGGGCUGGAUGAUUUACGGCUCCCACCGGUCUCUUCUGCCUGAAGAGCCCGUGCCAGCUCCUCAUC
This is a messenger RNA of Gloeophyllum trabeum ATCC 11539, 7405 nucleotides long. RefSeq lists its product as uncharacterized. Gene Ontology annotation, biological process: regulation of ARF protein signal transduction. Gene Ontology annotation, molecular function: guanyl-nucleotide exchange factor activity. The transcript has 21 exons. Bases 93 to 5927 code for a protein of 1944 amino acids. The record is from RefSeq and is a predicted model, not a curated record. NCBI's taxonomy places the organism in Eukaryota, Fungi, Basidiomycota, Agaricomycetes, Gloeophyllales, Gloeophyllaceae.